Messenger RNA from Cajanus cajan (pigeon pea), 1480 nucleotides. RefSeq names its product putative pectinesterase 53. The record is from RefSeq and is a predicted model, not a curated record. Gene Ontology annotation, biological process: cell wall modification; pectin catabolic process. Lineage: Eukaryota; Viridiplantae; Streptophyta; Magnoliopsida; Fabales; Fabaceae. Gene Ontology annotation, molecular function: pectinesterase activity.
UAAUGCACUUCAAAUUCCAAAUACCAAUCCCCAUUAGUGUUAUAUUACUUUUACUAACAUCAUUUCCUUUUCUCUAUCUCUUUGUCAUAUCGACAAGCAUUAUCUUAUUUCACACUUUUUUUUUCCCUUUCUGUCUCUUUGUUGUAUCUCUUACAAUGUCAAACUUGCAUUACAUGUUCAGCAUGUUAGCAGUUCUUGUUCUUCUUCAAAAUCCUAGUAUUGUGCAUUGUCAUACCAAGGGACUUAGACCAAGACGUUCUUCAGGGAAUGGUUUAUCAACCAACAUGACUAGAGUGCAGUAUUCUGAACAGCAAUUCAUGAAAUGGGUGAAUUUUGUUGGUACCCUCAAACACUCAGUUUUUAAGGCAGCUAAGAAUAAGCUUGUGGCUUCUUACACUUUGCACGUUGAUAAGAAUCCUAGUAUUGGAGAUUUCACCUCAAUUCAAGAAGCCAUUGAUUCUCUUCCAUUCAUCAAUCUCGUGAGAGUGGUCAUAAAAGUCCAUGCAGGGGUCUACACGGAGAAAGUUAACAUUCCUCCUUUGAAAUCCUACAUAACAAUAGAAGGAGCUGGUGCAGCUAAAACCAUUAUUAAAUGGGGUGACACUGCUCAAACACCUGGCCCAAAUGGAAGGCCACUAGGAACCUAUGGUUCAGCAACUUUUGCUGUUAAUUCACCUUAUUUCAUUGCCAAGAACAUCACAUUCCAAAACACAACUCCUGUUCCUGCACCAGGAGCAGUUGGAAAGCAAGCAGUGGCAUUAAGGAUUUCAGCAGAUACAGCAGCAUUUGUUGGAUGCAAAUUCUUAGGAGCUCAAGACACACUUUAUGAUCAUGUGGGCAGACACUACUAUAAGGAUUGUUACAUUGAAGGCUCUGUUGAUUUCAUAUUUGGCAACUCUCUCUCGCUGUUUGAGGGAUGUCACGUGCAUGCCAUAGCAGAGAAUACAGGGGCCGUAACAGCACAAGGAAGGAGUAGUAUGUUGGAGGAUACAGGGUUCUCAUUUGUGAACUGUAAGGUCACGGGAUCAGGGGCACUAUACCUUGGAAGGGCUUGGGGACCCUUUUCUCGCGUGGUCUUUGCUUACACAUAUAUGGACAACAUCAUCAUUCCCAAAGGCUGGUAUAACUGGGGUGAUCCUAACCGUGAAAUGACAGUAUUCUAUGGACAGUACAAAUGCACAGGACCUGGAGCAAGCUUUGCAGGGAGAGUAUCAUGGUCGAGAGAACUCACUGACGAAGAAGCCAAACCUUUUCUUUCCCUUGCCUUUAUUGAUGGAACUGAAUGGAUCAAAUUCUAGUUUAACUCAUUCAUACACACAUUCUUUUUUAUAUGGAUUUUUCAGUUUCAACUUCUAUGGUGAAAGAAAGCAUUUUGAUUUGUAAAUUAUAUAGUAUAUCGCGGCUUCAUAAUUUGAUAAUAAUGCCCUUAUGAGUCCUCAAUAUAUGUUCCAUGAAUUAUAAUUUAUAAUUGCAACUGUCU